ACCACAUCUUUACCCAUUCAUCUAUUGAUGGACACUUGAGCUGCUCACAUAAUGUGGCCAUUCUAAAUAAUGCUGCAGUAAACAUAGGGAUGCAUAAAUCUUUCUGAGGUAGUGUUUUCAUAUCCUUUGGGUCAACACCAUCAACAGAUUUUUUACCAUUAAGGGGGCUCGCUUGGAACUUGACUGAGGUUGAUGCAAUGAGGGACCUUGGUUGGGAGACCAUUGCAGUCUCUGCAGAGAAUGACAUUGUGCCCACAAGUUGGGUGUUGGUAGAAAGUGCAGAGAAGAGGGGACACAGAAUACAGCAUUUUGGGAAGGACUGUUUUCCGCAUGGAAAAGGAUGAUGCUCAGCUUUCUGAAUGGAAGUAACGGAUAACCAUGGUGGCUUCUUUCGGGAGUAGACACCGGUUGAAAGGCAAGACUAAGCCUGCCGCUGUCCAGUCUCCAGUUCUGAGCUCACAUGAGAUGAGCCCAUUUCUAUCCCUGUCUCAACUUGAAAUAUGCAAAAUUGAAGGGAAAAAUAGAAUAUCUGGUCCUUCUCUGAUUAGGUGAAUUUUAUCUCUGCUCUCACACUGGGAAAACCCAGCCCCUUCUUGAAAGGAUCUCCUCGGAUCUGUUCCAUCCUGUUUUCUGCUCAAAUUCAAGGAGAUAAACCAUACCCCUGCAGUGCCUUAUCAAACCUUUUCCAUGGCCUGAGAGGUUAUGUGGUGUGGGGCUUUCAGGAGGACCAGCUCAUAGAAAUGCUCCCUUUUGUAGUCUUUCAUGAUCGCAGGGGAUUUUAGGCGCUGGGCUUGGUGAAGUGACUCUGAGAAGCAGAAAUCAUUACAGGACUCUUCUGAGCCAUUUGGCAGUGACAGUGCCUUCUGACAGGUGUUGAAAGGCUAUCGGCCUCAGAUAUGUUCUGUCUUUUACCUCGGUUGCUGUCCUCACUGGAUCCUUCCCAGCAAAUUCAAGAGUGUUUGAGGACCAACUUCUUCCCUGACCUGGACUCGCCUCUUCGAUGUCUGGGCAAAUUAUUUCUACUGAUCUCCUCUGUACUCAGCCUCUGCCUUCCCUCUGGGAUCUGACUCUGCCGCCGAUCUCAGGGUCCUGGGGUGGAGCCCAGGAAGAGGUGGAUAGAGGCGAUGACCGCAGCUGACACUGAUGACCGUCGAGGUCCAGGGCAUUUGCUCAGACGAUGGACACACUUUUUACCCAAGGCCUUGGGUUAGCCUGUUCUCUUGUACAGUUGGCUCAUCACCCCUGUCCUUUGCCCAGAACCACACCUCUCUCAGUGCCAACACCAAACUCUACUGCCGUGGUCGAGUUCCUCUUUGAGGAACUCGGGUGGCCGCACAGGCUGGUCUUUGCCGUCUUUCUGAGUUUGCACCUGCUGACUCUGUCCAGCAAUAUCAUCAUCAUCGUGACUGUUGUUCGUCUGAACCAUCACCUCCAUACCCCCAUGUACUUCUUCCUGAGCAUGCUGUCCCUCUCUGAGACCUGCUACACUGUGGCCAUCAUCCCAUUUCUGUCCAGUCUCCUCAGUCCCCAACGAGCCAUCUCCAUCCCAGACUGUGCCACUCAGCUCUUCUUCUAUCUCACCUUCGGCAUCAACAACUGCUUCCUGCUCACGGCCACGGGGUAUGACUGCUACGUGACCACCUGCAACCCCCUGUGGUAUUCAGUCAUCAUGAGUAAAGAGGCCUGUGUCCAGUUAGCAAGUGGCUCCCUGGGAACUGGCCUGGGCGUGGCCACUGUCCAGGUAACAUCUGUGUUUGGCCUGCCCUUCUGUGAUGCCCAUGUCAUAUUUCACUUCUUCUGUGACGUCAGGCCCCUGCUGAAGCUGGCCUGCGUGGACACCCCUGUCAACGAGAUCAUCAACUUUGUCGUCAGCGUCUGUGUCCUGAUUCUGCCCACGGGCCUGGUCUUCUUCUCCUGUGUCCUCAUCGUCUCCGCCAGCCUCAAGAUCCCCCCCGCCCGGGGCCGGAAGAAGGCCUUUGCCACCUGCACCUCCCGCCUCAGAGUGGUCAUCGUCCACUAUGGCUGUGCCUCUGUCGCCUACCUCAAGCCCAAGUCCCGGAGUUCCCUGGGGCAGGACAGACUCAUCUCUGUGACCUACACCGUCCUCACUCCCCUGCUGAGCCCUGUCGUGUACAGCCUGAGGAACAAGGAAGUCAAGGAUGCCCUGCGCAGAGGCGUGGGGCAGAAGCCCCUUUCCUCUUAACAAGGACAGAUUAUUGGAAGGCUUUUAACUGA
Messenger RNA from Felis catus (domestic cat), 2235 nucleotides. It is a transcript of the gene OR10J3, whose product is annotated as olfactory receptor 10J4-like. Gene Ontology annotation, cellular component: membrane. Gene Ontology annotation, molecular function: olfactory receptor activity; G protein-coupled receptor activity. NCBI's taxonomy places the organism in Eukaryota, Metazoa, Chordata, Mammalia, Carnivora, Felidae. The record is from RefSeq and is a predicted model, not a curated record. Gene Ontology annotation, biological process: G protein-coupled receptor signaling pathway.